GCAACGAUGACGCAACUUCCUUACUCUGUUGUCUCACUCCAUUCAAAUGCUUAUUCCUAUGUGACCGUGAUCAGCAGCACGUGGCUGCGGCCUGAGUGGAACCUAGUACUGUUCCCCAAUGUGCCCCAUCUUGAUUACUACGAUGCAGUACGAAAUCAUAGAGAAGCCGCCCCGGGAGAUCGCUUGCUUGAGGCAGAUGUGAUUGCACAAACGGUUGACUUCAAUUCUGCUCGGAUUAUCGCAGCAACAUUCAUGAACAGAAAAUGCUCUAGGAACUCCGAAGUUACCAUGCAGAUAGGAACGCCACUCCAGCCAAUAUCGCCUUGUACCGCAGGACCAACAUCAGUAGACGAUGUUAGCGAUCACUCUCGCAAGAGGGGGCUACCGGCAGACGCCACUCAUGAUGUUCCGACAUCCGUAUCACUGCUUCACGUCGAGCGCACUUCUACCGAUAGACACUGUACAGCAUCUGUAUGUCAAGAAUUAACUGAACCUCACGUGGAAUCAUGGUCUACUGGCGCAAGACAGCUUGAACCUACCGUAGGUAAAAGAAUGACCAGGACCAUAGGUACAAACACGCCUAUGGCUGAGAGCUUCACGACAAACUCAAAUUCUGAUUUCGUACAAUCCUCACACUUGAUACAGCGACUCCUGGCAGACCUCACGGAAGUGAAGGAGGAAAUGACAGAUAUUCGAGAGACGCAAACAUAUGUGGUCAACGAACUCAAAAGCAUAUUUGCGCAUAUUAAGUUACUGAGCGAUGAAAUUCGGCGCUCCGGCAUAACAACCCUGCCUCGUGAACUACCACCGCCAGAUACCACUGUUGACGAAUGAAGCACCCCAUAUGAUGACUACCGCUCAGUUUGAAUCGAUUGCCUUGGUGAUAAGUUUGAAAAAGUCAAACUCCAACGUCG
Molecule: messenger RNA, 914 nt
Organism: Dicrocoelium dendriticum
Lineage: Eukaryota; Metazoa; Platyhelminthes; Trematoda; Plagiorchiida; Dicrocoeliidae
Source: the annotation of a GenBank genome assembly